Messenger RNA from Rhododendron vialii, 591 nucleotides. RefSeq names its product protein NIM1-INTERACTING 1. Gene Ontology annotation, biological process: regulation of systemic acquired resistance. NCBI's taxonomy places the organism in Eukaryota, Viridiplantae, Streptophyta, Magnoliopsida, Ericales, Ericaceae. Bases 100 to 447 code for a protein of 115 amino acids. The record is from RefSeq and is a predicted model, not a curated record. The transcript has a single exon.
UAAUUCUUUCACGUGGUCAUCACUCUCCCCAUCUCUAUAUAGAGUCGCAUAAUUCACCAAUCACAUUACACUCAUAUUUAUACUAUACAAAUAAAUAUAAUGGAUGGAAAAAGUAAGAAGAGGAAAAUGGAGAAAGAGGAAGAAGAUGAGGAAGAGAAGAUGGAGAAGUUCUUUGCUUUGUUAAGAGAUACGCGAGAAAUGCGCGAACAGAUGAUGGGAGGGGUGAACAAAUCGCACGAGGAAAAAGGGAAGAGAGGUGAGGGAGAGAAGCCGUCGUUCCAACCGGAGGAUUUCAUGGAGGGUGCUAAUCAUGAUCGCCAGUCUAAAGGUACUACUACUCAGCCAAACUUAUUACCUGGUUCUUCCAAGAGAGAAGAUGAAGCUAAACAAGAAGAUAAACGGGAAGGAAGUGGCAGUGAUGGCUUAAAUCUCAAACUUUCUUUGUAAUGAGAGAGAGAGAGAGAAAGAGAGAGAGAGAUAGUAUGUGUGUGUGUGUGUGUGAGUUCUUAUGUUGCCAUAUCUGGUUUAGUAACAGGAUUACAAUGACAAAUGAGGAAAUAGAAAAAUGGGAAGAGAGAAAGUUGAGAGUUA